AUGGCGGACGGACGAGCGGAUCUCCAGCGCGACCUACGUCUCGCUAGAGGGAAGGUCCAAGAGUUGGAGGAAGAGAGGUUCUCGCUGGAACAGCAGCUGCACCAUCAGGAUCGUUGCAUGCGGCAGCUCCAGCAUGAUAACGACUGGCUGCGCAGCGAAUUCUUCCAGGAGUCCCAACUUUUGGGCGUACGGGAAAGGGAGAUAUUCGAGCGUGGAAGAGCUGCCGAUAGGCGUGAGCAUCAACUCAAGGCCGAGGUGGAAACCCAGAAGGCAGUCAUCCAGCGACAUGUCCAGGACAAGGAGGCUGCCCUUGGGCGUGAGCGUGAGCUCAAGGCCGAGGUGGAUAAGCAGAAGGCAGUCAUCCAACGACAUGUCCAGCGACGCGCCCAGGACAAGGAGACUGCCGAUAAGCGUAUCCGGGAGCUGGAAGCCUGCCGAAAUAACGCCAAUCCCGUCCCAGUCCCACGCGAUUCACCACCUGCUACGGACAACGCCAGGCCUUCAAAACGGCGGCGACAGGAAAGUCCAGUUGCGGACCAGCGAGUGUCUCGGGUGGAAAGGGAACGGAUUGACCGUCCUCUUGCACCGAAAGAUAGCAGGAGAGAGGUGCCUGAGUUAUCACUUGUACUUGUCCAGGAUGAGAAUAUCACUGAAAGAGUGGUCGAGAAGCUCACUUCAGUUAUGAAGGAACCCAAUAGCAAGAAGAACAUGGAGCUCUUCCUGGAAAAAUUGUGGAGCAGUUGCUACUGUAUCCAUGAGGUGGCCAAGAAGGGCAAGUCUGUCUCAAAGCCUCUGACGCCCUCCCAGCCUUGCCGUGGAUGCGGCUCGAACAUCCGUGUCAAAACUGUAGUGGAGUCGGGGAGAAUCAAGCUCAAGGUCGGCCAUUUCACAGUGGAGGUCUAG
Molecule: messenger RNA, 903 nt
Organism: Fusarium coffeatum
Lineage: Eukaryota; Fungi; Ascomycota; Sordariomycetes; Hypocreales; Nectriaceae
Exons: 2
Coding region: 1-903 (300 amino acids)
Source: RefSeq, a predicted model, not a curated record